Messenger RNA from Suillus subaureus, 2691 nucleotides. RefSeq lists its product as uncharacterized. Gene Ontology annotation, cellular component: mitochondrion. Lineage: Eukaryota; Fungi; Basidiomycota; Agaricomycetes; Boletales; Suillaceae. The transcript is spliced from 8 exons. The record is from RefSeq and is a predicted model, not a curated record. The coding region runs from base 178 to 2310 and encodes 710 amino acids.
AAAUGCCGCUUGGCCAGGCAAUUGUCCCAGACUAGGUCAUCCAGAACCAUCACAACUGUACUGGAGUGCGUAGCGCUAAUAUCUGGUUUGUGUGUUUCAAUCUUCUAGCACAUGACGAGCACUGCUGUCUUCCUAACGAACGUGUAGAAAUACAGAAGUACUGUUUCAGUGCUACGGAUGCAGUUUCAGCGUAUACAUGCACUUCCCUCACAAAUGCGGUUGCUAGUGUUAUCUUACCGCCCGAGUAUCGUCCAUGGUUCUGGGUUGAGCGUCCGUCAUACCUUUCAGCGAUCACAACAUACUGCUCCAUCCCGUCUACAGUCGUUCAAAAGCCCCAACAAACCACCCACCCGGUUAUGGCGCAAUCUUACAUGGCUUAUUCCCGUGACUGGCGGUGUCGCACUUUACCUUUAUCCUAACCAACAGCUCCACCUACCUUCCAUCUUUUCCUCGCCGACCCUUAUUCCGUGUACGGAACACGACUUAAACGUACAAGCAAAAGAUCCUAUAAUAGGGUCGCCUGCGGAGCCCCAUAUGUCUAUUUCCUCGCGGAUAUUAUCACUGUUGCAGGAACACUUGUGGGAACCUCUGUUGACGGCACGAAGAUUCAUUCACCUGUUCUAUCUGUUCAUACCUGUCAUCGUUACCAUGCCUAUGCUUCUUGUUGGGAAGCCUGAACGUAGAUAUAAGGGUGACAAGUGGGGAGCCAUUUGGUGGUACGAAUUUCUUGUCAGGAGAAUGCAGACCGCCGGGCCAACGUUCAUCAAGCUUGGGCAAUGGGCGGCAUCGCGUGCUGACCUCUUCCCGUCAUUACUUUGCGAGAAAAUGGGGUCCUUGCACUCGCGUGGCAAGCCACAUUCAUUCAUGCACACUAGGCAGAUCAUCGAAAGGGCUUUUGAACGGUCAUUCGACGAGGUAUUCGAAGUUUUUGAUGAGAAUCCGAUAGGAGUCGGUGCCAUUGCACAAGUCUAUCGGGCAACUCUCAAGCAUGACCUUAUACCUCCCUCUUACCUUGGUCCAAAACGGCAAACUAAAUCACCCGCAGGGUCACUAGCCCCCGUUAUCCUGCAAGACCCUCCACCUUCAGUACCUACUGCAUCUGUCGCCAUCAAAGUCCUACAUCCUCGCGUCGCUAAGGAUAUCGCACAUGACCUAUCCAUAAUGACGUUCUUUGCGCGUAUCAUUACCAUUUUCCCUGGUAUGCAAUGGUUAUCACUUCCAGAGGAGGUCGGCAUCUUUGGUGAAAUGAUGCGUCGACAACUCGACCUCAGAAUUGAGGCAGAGAACCUGCUGACAUUUGAAAAUAACUUUGCUUCGAGAAAUGUGCCCGUCUCAUUUCCACGUCCUUUGAAGACAUUUUCGACUGCCGACUUACUUGUCGAGGAAUACGAAAAUGCUCUGCGUAUGGAGUACUUUUUGAAAAACGGAGGUGGGCCAUUUGAUGAUCAAUUGGCAACCGUCGGAUUGGAUGCUUUCUUGAAAAUGCUACUACUUGACAACUUCGUGCACUCUGAUCUUCAUCCAGGCAACAUCAUGAUCAAAUUUACAAAGCCUCCAACCACCCGUGAUCUCCUUAUGAGCAUGUACUCCUCAUUUUUUCCCCAAAAGGGUUCUGCCGAAAUUCUCGUCGAGGGCCCGCCGGAAUCUGAUCAAAUAGUAGCUCGACUACGCUCACUCAGACAUUCCCGUGAGGAGUGGCAAAAGGAACUCAGGAUUUCAUCGGAGCAGGGCUACAUUCCUGAAAUCGUCUUCAUCGAUGCUGGUCUCGUGACAACGCUUAACGCGACAAACCGCAAGAACUUCCUCGAUCUUUUCAGGGCUGUUGCUGAGUUUGAUGGCUACCGAGCCGGUCAAUUGAUGGUCGAACGUUGCCGGACUCCUGAACUUGCGACCGACACCGAGACGUUUGCGCUGAAGAUGCAACACAUCGUUCUGAGCAUCAAACGGAAAACGUUCUCACUUGGGCAGAUCAAAAUUUCGGACAUUUUGACCGAUGUUCUAACAGCUGUGCGGCAGCACCAUGUCAAGAUGGAGGCGGAUUUCAUCAACACGGUUAUCUCAAUAUUGCUUCUUGAAGGCAUUGGGAGACAGUUGGACCCGAGUCUAGAUCUGUUCAAGAGCGCAUUGCCAAUUUUGCGACAGCUCGGACGGCAGAUGACAACUCAAGAGUCGAUGACACAGUUACCCUCAGGAAACUUUGGAGCGUUGUUGAAGGUCUGGAUGUGGAUAGAAGCCCGUCAAAUGGCCUCAGCAGCAUUCGUUGAUGUUGACGAGUUGGUCAAAUAUGACUUGCUCGUCCCGACUGUAUAGUGCGGAGUCCUCAAAGAUAUCUUCACGGCGUCCUGUAACAUAAUAGGAGUAAUAGGAAUAUAGACACAACUAACGCAUGCAUGCAUACAUACAUACAUACAUACAUAGACUCUAGAGUACUUACAUCACCACUUCAAAUAUUGCGAUCGCCGAAGUAGUCCAACCAUCCCGUCUAAACAGACGUACUUAAAAUCUUUUCUUCACCCCGCAGUGCAGCCUUGCUGCAGAUGGACUUGCCAGACCCUCAACUUCUUUCCAGAGGAAAGGUCCGCGACAUCUAUGCAACUUCCUCGCCCGAUCAUCUAUUGUUUGUCGCAACCGAGCGGAUAUCGGUGUACGAUGUCAUCCUCAAUAGUGAUAUCCCAGGCAAGGGCAAACUCC